Molecule: messenger RNA, 2631 nt
Organism: Psammomys obesus (fat sand rat)
Lineage: Eukaryota; Metazoa; Chordata; Mammalia; Rodentia; Muridae
Gene: Slc25a34
Product: solute carrier family 25 member 34
Exons: 5
Coding region: 146-1111 (321 amino acids)
Source: RefSeq, a predicted model, not a curated record
UGUCUGCCGAACAGCAGGUGGAGUUCCAGGACAGACCAGAGCCCUCCAGCAAGUGACAGGAUCUCUGUCCUCUGGAUAUGGCGCUUGUCCCUUGAGCCCCAGCCCUGUGGCCACACAGGGGUGCAGACAUCCUGGACCUGCCACUAUGGCCUGUGCCGUGACCCUGACCCGGGCACAGACGGCUCCUGGCAUGGAUACGGGGGAGACGGUGUCCCCGGCAGUGGACCUGGUGCUGGGUGCCUCAGCCUGCUGCCUGGCCUGUGUCUUCACCAAUCCCCUGGAAGUGGUAAAGACCCGUCUGCAACUGCAGGGGGAACUGCAGGCCCCAGGCACCCACCCACGACCCUACCGGGGUUUUGUGUCCUCUGUGGCAGCCGUCGCCCGGGCAGAUGGGCUGUGGGGCCUGCAGAAGGGGCUGGCCGCCGGCCUUCUCUACCAGGGUCUCAUGAAUGGUGUCCGUUUCUACUGCUACAGCCGGGCAUGCCAGGCUGGCCUCACCCAGCAACCAGGUGGCACUGUGGCCGCAGGCGCUAUGGCUGGGGCUUUGGGAGCCUUUGUGGGGAGCCCUGCUUACCUGGUCAAGACACAGCUGCAGGCCCAGACGGUGGCCGCGGUGGCCGUGGGUCAUCAGCACCAGCAUCAGGGUGUCCUGGGGGCCUUGGAGACCAUCUGGCGUCAGCAGGGCCUACUGGGGCUGUGGCGGGGUGUAGGGGCGGCUGUGCCCCGAGUCACAGUGGGCUCCGCUGCCCAGUUGGCCACCUUUACUUCUGCCAAGGCUUGGGUACAGGAGCGACAGUGGUUUUUGGAGGACAGCUGGCUGGUGCCCCUGGCUGGAGGCAUGAUCAGCAGUAUAGCUGUGGUUGCAGUCAUGACUCCUUUCGACGUGGUCAGCACUCGGCUAUACAAUCAGCCGGUGGACGGAGCUGGCAGGGGCCAGCUGUACAGGGGCCUCGCUGAUUGCCUGGUGAAGAUCUGUCAACAGGAGGGACCCCUGGCCCUCUACAAGGGCCUAGGCCUUGCCUAUCUGCGCUUAGGCCCCCACACCAUCCUUAGCAUGUUCUUCUGGGAUGAGCUGCGGAAACUCACAAGGGGCCAACACCAGGGCACCUAGCUCAUCCCUCCUCCCACCGCCAAGCCUGCUGUCUGGUGGAAGUGAUGGCUGCUUCACUAGGACUGGCUACCCAGAGCCAGCUUGAGUCAAGCCCUCCCAGAGGCCAGCAGGAGGGGGCAGGAGACAACUGUGCUCAACUGAGGCCCAGGACCAGUGCGUCCCAAGUUACCAUCUUUGUUUCCUUAAUGCCCCUGGGUUACCUCGCCCUAGCGCACUGCCACAGCCAUGGCUGCAGGUAAUCAGCCCCGUGAGCAGAGCUGCGCUGGCUCCUCAGUCCUCCGCCUCUCUCACCUGAAGGCAGACAUCACUCUGGCCGGAGCCACACAGCUCUGUGGCGACAGAGCCAGGACGGGAGUUCAAUCUGCCCACCCCCACCUCCAGUGAUCCCCACAAGGGCACUGCUAUGUCAGAACUGUUGGGCUGUGUAUCCCUCAGAGGCCACUGCAGGUGAGGAAACCCCCGGCUGUGCCACAGCGGAGGCCUUCGUGUCCCCAGAGUCUGGUUGGCCAAGGCCGAUUACCCAACAAAGUUCUAAAGCCUUGAUAGCUCGAAGGACAAAAACCUGUUUCCUUCCCUUCUGGCACCCAGAAGCCCAAGAAGAAAGGAUUGGCUGCGCUAGCUUCUCUCUUUACUUUUAUUUCUCAUAUCUGUGGUGCUGUGGCGGAGCCAGGGCCUGGGCAUGUUAGUCACGUGAUCGGCCCAGGGCUGACUUCUCCGAAGUCCUCUCUCCUCAGCUUUGAGAAGAGCAGCUUCUUCCUGUCUUCCCUGUCCAUCUGAGUCGAAUCUCAGGCUGGGAACAGACCAGUUGGCAGACUGCCUGCCUGAUGCUCGUAAGAUUUCCGGGUUCUAUCCCCAGCACCGAAUUAACUGGGCAUGAGGGCACAGGCCUGUAACUCAGCACUGGGGAGGUAGAGCUAGGAGGAUCAGAAGUUCAAGGUCAUUUUCAGCUACAUAGUGAGUUUGAGGCCAUAAUGGACUUGAUGAGAGCCGGAGAGGAGGAGAGGGAGGGAGGGAGUUAGAGAGGAAGGAAGAAGAGGGAGAAACAGAAGAGAGGGGAAAGGGUCAGGGACUGGGACAGGGUAGAGAGACAGGCAGGGGAAUCCAGUUAUGAUGGAUAGAGCCCACACAGGAAAUGCAUCCUACAGAGGGGCUACCAUCAUCUCCACAGUCACCUGAGGGACUGGGUUAGGACUUCAGCAGGAGUCUGGAAGCAUCACCGAGUUCCGGCUUCCCUUUUGUAUACAUCCAGAGGGAACUCAGACAAGGAGAUGGAGGCCUAGGGAAGAGGGUACCUGCCCUCAUGGGUCACAGGGCAGAGCCAGCUGCAGGGCCAAGGACAGACUCUUGGGUCCUCUCUCCAGACGCAGCCACACCUGUGUGUAAGGCACCCAGCAGCCUUUCUACUAGAGAAGCGGACACCAUCUCUAGGCCAGGCAGCUCCAACCACCCUCCCCAACCACAUCCCAAGAGCAAAAAACUGUCCCAGAUGAACACUCCAAUAAAGUUUUGUAUUUUGUAUA